CGGAAGUCGUUUUGAUUGCGGAAGUGUACAGAUACUGUAGGCGCUGCAUACCGUAACAAUCUGGUUUAGGGCUCUCUACAUUUUGUCGUGUUUCGAUCCAGUUGUUUGUAAGCCCGUAGGAGCUUCGGUCUACAGCUCGAUCGGAUCCAAACGAGGUCAGAGCUAGAAGAUUUUCAGCAUUAAUCUUCAGAUUGUGCGUUCAGUCUUCCAGGUUGAGCUGCGAUGAUGGCGGACCACGCUGACGUCAGUCUGCAGCCGGAGGAGCGAGUCCGAGCGCUGACCAAGAAGGGCAGCUCAGUGGAGGUACAUGAAGACGUUCCUCCACGCCGCUACUUCCGCUCUGGCAUGGAGAUGAUCCGCAUGGCCAACGUGUACACAGAGGAGGGCAACAUCGAGCACGCCUUCGUCCUUUAUAAUAAAUACAUCACGCUCUUUAUAGAAAAACUUCCAAAACAUCGGGAUUACAAGACGGCUAACAUCCCAGAGAAGAAGGACACGCUAAAGAAACUGAAGGAUAUUGCGUUUCCUCAAGCAGAGGUUCUGAAAAAAGCUCUUCUGAAGAGAUAUGAAGAAGAUUAUGCACACUAUCUUGUCAAAAAGAACGAGGAGGAGGAGGCCAUGGCACAGGAGCAGUCCAGACAGCGAGCGCUCGAUGCGGAGCGGCAGCGCGUGGCCGAGAUGCAGCGGCGGCAGCGGGAGCAGGAGCAGUUCGGUGCCUUUGAGGAGAUGAUCCGCCGCCAGGAGCUGGAGAAGGAGCGCCAGCGGGUGCUCCUGGAGUUUGCCGCCCCUGUUGCGCCUUCCCCUGAUACGCCCCUUAUCCCAGGCAUCCAGGGCCCCUCACCCGUCCCCCCCUCUGCCCCGCAAAGCCCAGGGGACCUCUCCAGCAACCACCAAAACCACCGCCCCCCUGCAGCCAGCAGCGUGCCCGGCUUCGACCGCUCGCUGAAGCCCAGCUCUCUGGUCAGCCCGGGAAACAACAAUACAAUGGUGGAUGCCCUUCGGCAGUUGGCUGUUCCCGCUGAGCUGUGCCGGAGCUUUCUGAGGUUGGCCGAGGCCAACACAAGCCGAGCUGUAGAAACUUGUGGCAUCCUGUGUGGCAAACUGAACAGGAAUGCCUUCACAGUGACCCACGUCAUCGUACCAAAGCAGUGUGGUGGACCGGACUAUUGUGACACAGAAAACGAGGAGGAACUCUUCCUCAUCCAGGACCAGUAUGAUCUCAUUACCCUGGGAUGGAUACAUACCCACCCCACACAGACCGCCUUCCUGUCCAGUGUGGACCUCCACACACACUGCUCCUACCAGAUGAUGCUGCCGGAGGCCAUCGCCAUCGUCUGCUCACCCAAGUUUAAUGAAAUCGGCUACUUCAGGUUGACAGAUCGAGGAACAGAGGAGAUCUCUACAUGUAAACAGAAAGGAUUUCACCCUCACAGCAAAGACCCCCCUCUAUUUACACACGCCGCACACGUCAACAUCACAGACAACACCGUGUCCAUGUUGGAUUUGCGGUGAUCUUUUUUUUUUUCUCCGUUUCCACCAGAACACUCACAGACUGUUUUUAUCAAGCUGCAGACAUUUAACUGGAGAAAACACUCAUAUUGUUGGUUUAAGGACGGUACUGAGUAAACACCCGCCUCGUGUUUAACAUUUAUAUGGACUUUGAUUGUUCUCAAAGGGAACAACUUUUUUUUUUUUUUUUUUUUGCUCUUUAAGAAAAGAAUCAGUUUAUUGUUGCACUUUCUAAGCAAACACCUUCUAUCUGCUUCAGGACCAGCGAUCCUGCAGCUCUUCAAGCCCUCUGUUUGUCAAUGUGUGCUCAUGUUCCUUAUGGUUUCUUUUUUUUUUUUGCCAUUAUAAUAAAAAAAAAUUGUGUGUGACGUGUCCGGUAACCCAACCUUUGUUUUAUAUUUAUCAUUAAAGUUUGGUUCUGCCUGACUGAAAAAGUGCCAAGGAAGAGAACAUUCACCUGUUGUUUGUUGUUCAUUGUGCAUCAUGAAGUUGAGUGUGAAGUCCUGGUUGUUCUGUUCACUUUUUGUGUUCCCCUGAUAAGCUGCUGAAGUGCUCUGAGUGAUGAGAGAAACGGCAGCCAGUUGUUACUCAGGUUUGCAGGCAGAGUUGCUUCUCUGUAUUAUAUUUUUAUAUAUGAACACUUUCACUCCGCAGUAUCCUUUAUCCAAGAAAGGACAUUGUUGAUGUUUAAUCCCUGCUUAUGAAGGAUACAAUGCUUACAUGGUUUUAUUACCUUCUUGUUUCUUUAUAUUUUUGGGGGGGAAAUGGGUUGUUAGUACCUUAAAAUGUGCUCAUGUUUCAGAGAGGACUUGUGUGCAACAGGAAAUCUGAAUGUACCUUCUGCUACACUUUUCUAACUACCCGGCCAUGUUAAGCUUCUCACAGUUUCUGUUUGCGCCCUUCUCUUGUUCAAACAAGUAAAUGAUUAGCCAUAAAUGUGAGAACACCUUCAAAGAAUCAAAUGCCAAGAAAAAUAAAUUCAUUGUAGAUUC
This is a messenger RNA of Labrus mixtus (cuckoo wrasse), 2501 nucleotides long. Its product is annotated as STAM-binding protein-like A. Gene Ontology annotation, cellular component: cleavage furrow; endosome. Gene Ontology annotation, molecular function: protein binding; K63-linked deubiquitinase activity; metal-dependent deubiquitinase activity. Lineage: Eukaryota; Metazoa; Chordata; Actinopteri; Labriformes; Labridae. Gene Ontology annotation, biological process: protein K63-linked deubiquitination. The transcript is spliced from 10 exons. The record is from RefSeq and is a predicted model, not a curated record. The coding region runs from base 223 to 1512 and encodes 429 amino acids.